UCAGAUACUCAUACUACAAAUUCUCUUUUUACAUUUUCUGACUCACAGCUUUUGGGGUUUUCUUCACCUUGAGUUCCUCAUUAAUCAGAGUCAUCAAGAAAACAUGAAUGAUUUUGAAAAAGAUGAAAUUACGAUUCUUUCAGAAAAACGUCCACAACCAUCCGAGCAGCAUCAGGACUCCAACUUCCAAAGGAACAUAUCGAGGACACAAAGCGCUUCAGUUUUUAUUCCUAUGGCUUCCCUUGAUCCAUAUGAGAGACAACCGAAUCUUGUCAGACACACCGCGAGGAAUUCUCCGAUUAGCCAAAUGAGUGGUCCACUAUAUGCUACUCCUGCAACUGGAAAUAUAGUAGUGGCGGGAAACAAGUUUCACAAUUUUCUCUAUGGCGACGCCAAUUGUUUCGGAAGAAAACUUUUAUCUUUUUGCUCUUCAUGUAUUCCUAGAGUUAUGAACCCUCACUGUAAAGUCGUACAACAAUGGAACACAAUUUUUGCUAUAUCUUGCUCAGUCGCAAUUUUUUUUGAUCCGUUAUUUUUCUUCUUAUACUAUGUGAACAAGGAUGAUAAAUGUAUUGUUAUCAAUUGGACAAUGGCAACAUUACUUUCUUUACUUCGAAGCAUAAUGGAUGUCCUGUAUUUUUUGAACAUUCUUCUCCAAUUCAGGUUGGCUUACAUUAAUCCUGAGUAUAAGGGCAUUGGUGCUGCAGAUUUAGUUGACCAUCCCACGAGAAUUGCUCAUAACUACUUGAAGGGUUACUUUUUUAUCGACUUAUUUGUUGCAUCACCUCUUCCUCAGAUAAUGAUAUUGCUUUCCUUGGGGUCUUUAGUAGCACAUAAUACUAAGAAUCUUCUACCUCUAGUGAUCUCUUUACAGUACAUUCCAAAAUUAUAUAGAUAUUGUUCGCUCUUAAUAGGCCAAUCUCCAACUCCAUUCAUAUUUGCGUCAGGCGGGGCAUAUUUAACUAUAGGUCUUCUCACCUUUAUGUUCUUUGGCCAUGUUGUUGGUUCAUGCUGGUACCUUUUUGGUCUACAGAGGGUUAACCAAUGUUUGCGAGAUGCCUGCCAUCAUUCUAAUCUACUUGGAUGCAUGGACUUGAUUGAUUGUGAUUCUAAAGUGGGGAAUAUAUCAGCCACAUUAUGGAGUGAAGACAAGAGUGCUGAUGCUUGUUUGAAUGCCACAUCUGGUGCUUUUUCUUAUGGAAUUUAUGGCAAUGCCAUACCACUUACUAUAGAAACUAAGGUGAUCAACAAAUAUGUGUAUGCACUCUUUUGGGGAUUCCAGCAAAUCAUUACUCUGGCUGGUAAUCAAACUCCAAGCUAUUUUGUGUGGGAAGUCCUCUUUACAGUUUCCAUCAUGGCAUUGGGACUCAUACUUCUAGCCCUUCUCAUCGGAAACAUACAGGGAUUUUUUCAGACUCUUGGCAAGAGAAGCCUGGAAUGGUUAAGUAGAGGCUCUGAUGUUGAGCAAUGGAUGAGCCGUCGUCACUUACCGGAAAAUCUCAAAAGGAGAGUACGGCAGGCUGAACGGUAUAGUUGGGCUGCAACAAGGGGUGUUUCUGAGAAAAUGAUUUUGGAGAAUUUGCCAGAAGAUCUCCAAAUAGACAUACGACGUCAUAUCUUCAAAUUCGUUAAAAAAGUUCCAAUUUUUUCCCUAAUGGAUGAGAAUGAGCCUAUCUUAGAUGCCAUCCUUGAGCGACUAAUACAUACGAUGUACAACAGAGGAAGUAGGAUUUUGAGUCAGGGUUGUCUCAUACAGAAGGUGGUGUUUAUCGUGCGUGGAAAAUUGGAGAGCAUCGGAGAAGAUGGAAUUCCGGUUACGUUAACUGAAGGGGAUGCUUGUGGUGAAGAGCUUCUACGAUGGUAUCUUGAACGAUCUUCUAAAAGCAAAGAAGGUAAAAAAGUAAAGCUUCAAGGAUGGGGCUUAACUAGUACCAGAUCAGUAAAAUGCUUAACCAAUGUGGAGGCAUUUUCACUCCGCGUUAAAGACAUUGAAGAACUCGCAACUCUUUUUGCAGGAUUCUUGCGGAGCCCUCACACUCAAGGAGUCAUAAGGAAUGAAUCGCCUUAUGGGAAAUCAUAUAGAGCAAACAAAAUUCAGAUUGCAUGGAUAAACAGGAAGAAGCAUCUAAGACGAGCUAAUGCCACACAAUGAUUAUCAAACAUUGAACUCAUAGACUGUACUCUAAUGUUUGAUUCACUACACUUUGCCAUGAACUCUAUUGUUUGUAAUCUCCAGUCCUUGGAAUCGAAUAGUGAUAUACGGGAGUUAUGAAGUACACUACUAGAAAUUCCAUAUUUGUCUACGGAUUUCUCCUAGGAUUUAGGUGUUUAGGUUAUACCAUCGUGAGUAAUUGUUUCCUGUGAACUUUGAAAUCCUCUCAUAAUUCUCGGAACUAUCCGCAGGAAAAGUGAAAACAUCUGCAAGAAACUUUUGCUUGUUGAUUGUAAUUUUUAAGGGUUUUUCCUACUCAGUUUCCUGCAGAUUAUUCUGCAAGUACAUUUCUUGUGAACAUGCCUGCAGGUACUUCCUCUGCAAAUGGUGCAGGAAAA
Molecule: messenger RNA, 2550 nt
Organism: Medicago truncatula (barrel medic)
Lineage: Eukaryota; Viridiplantae; Streptophyta; Magnoliopsida; Fabales; Fabaceae
Product: probable cyclic nucleotide-gated ion channel 20, chloroplastic
Exons: 13
Coding region: 104-2152 (682 amino acids)
Biological process (GO): transmembrane transport; potassium ion transport
Cellular component (GO): membrane
Molecular function (GO): voltage-gated potassium channel activity
Source: RefSeq, a predicted model, not a curated record